AUGAUGGCUCAACCUUCGGCCUCAUCAAGACCGACCACUACACUUGAACAGCAGCCAACCGAUCAGCUUCAGGACAAGCCAAGCCAGCCCAAGUCUAAGCCACCCAAGGACGGAGCGAGGACCCUAGUAGAUGCACUAACUGCUUACCAGAGAAGAACUGCCAGAGCCGAACGUACCGCUGCGCGCAAUCAACCGCCUGACUCAAACCCGAGGUCUUCGCACCAUUCCAAACCUAACGAUAUUGAUCAAGCCCCAGAUGCCAGAUUACGACCCCAACUCUCCUCGCGCCGGACUCAAGAUGCAAAUUUUGAAACGAGAGACUAUGUCGAUUCCAAACAACAGCCCGCUCAAGGACGCUCUGGGGGAUCUCCCUUUCCAUCCAAGAAGAACUCAUCAUCCAAUCGGAACUCACCCAGAGGACUCCGAACUCCUAAUGAAUCCAACUCCAAGCUCUUCGAUCCCAAGCUAGAUUUAUCAUUUACCACGUCCAAGAGAUCUCCCGAAAAGAUUCGCAUCGAGGGUCGAUCUACCAGGGCAAACAAACUUCAAGCACAGAGUAAUCAUAUGCUCAAAAUCCCUGCUGGGACCUCAGAUGACCGUGAAAGCUCACAUUCCAAUCCGUCGCAAGCCUCUCAUGGAGUAGCUAAAAACCUUCCAGCUCAAAUAAGAACCACCGCCCCACAAGAUCGUAGUUGGAAACAGAAAAAAAACCAUGUUCGUGGUAAUGUUGCCGAACCUCGUCAGCUCUUCGAUCCUCGUAAACAUGACCCUGUCAAGUUUGCCAGCUCGACUAGCUCGCAACGACCUAGCGAACUCACCAACCCCAAGAAUUCAAUCCUUACAGGCAGCAAUGGCGAUCAAGAUUCGAUGGGCUCUCACUCCUUUCCGGCGAAGGAUGAUAAUGAAGAAGAAGAGAAUAAGAAUGAUUUGAUCGCUAACUUGAAACACGCCUAUAAACAAAUUGUCAGUCUAGAAACCGCUCUGAAGGAUGAAGAAUGUGCAGCCAAAGCCAAAGAAGAGGAAAUACGGGCACGAGAAAUCCGAGAAGGUCAACAUCGUCUUUCGAAUCCUUCGAAAACCUCAUCAGCUUCCUUGCUCCGGAACCACGCCCAACAGAAACGUCAUCAAGAAGAUUAUUGGGUCAAGUUAGCGAAGCAGCAUCGAGAAUUGGCUGAAACCCACCAACAGUUUUUAGAGAUGGCCUUAGACCCCCGUCUACCCGCUUCAAUGCACGCUCUACCACAGAAAUACAACACCCCUAGUCGACUGUGGCAGAUCGGAUUUCAUCAGCUACUUGAGCGACUUAGACAUGCCCUACCUACAUCAGUAAACUCGGCCUUCAACGAACAAUCUAGUCAGCUGUUACUGGAGCAUAUGACUGAUUUUAUAUAUUUUGCCUACGGAUUUUAUACGGCCUUACUGGAAGAACAAAGACUGUUACCAUUCAAGAGUGUAUGGGUUGAGCAGUUGGGCGAUCUGGCUCGCUACCGGAUGGCUGUUGCUGGCUUGACGAGCAAGUUUUCUGCACCGAACGAGGCACAGUCGAGUGCCAGAAGAUCAGAAGUCGGCAUCCGGGUCCCUGGUCAGGAAAUUGAUGCUGAGAAUGACAGCGAAAGUGGACGAGAGCGAAUCAGACCUAGGGCUCGGCGGCCGCACCGAUCCCGAGGGAAUGAAGAGAACGUGCCGUCCUUGUCGGAAAGCCAAUCCAGCCGACUUGAUCUUUCGUCGCAAGACAGUCGUAAUCAACUUGCGCCAUUGGACCCUAAGAUUGCCCCUCCACGAGCAGGGGGUAGUAUCGGGCUGGCCGCCUUGGGUGAUUGGGAUUGUGAAGAGCAAGAGAUUUGGAGGGCGACUGCCAAGGAUUGGUAUGCUAAAGGUCUAGCCGACAAUCCUGCCACUGGGAGAUUGCAUCAUCAUUUGGCUCUGUUGAGCAAGGGUGACGAACUGAGGACCAUUUAUCACUACUGCAAGAGCUUAACAGCCGCCCAUCCUUAUCUACCAGCCAGAGAGUCGAUCUUGCCGUUCUUUGAACAAGAGCAUCAAUCCAGAAGAAGCAGACCUGAAGUCUCGAUUAACGACCUCUUUGUUCACCUGCAUGGGAUGCUGUUUACAAAGAUUCAACUGGAUGAUUUCGAUUCAGAGCUGGCUCGUUUUAUGGAAAAGCUCACGGAGGAUCGAUUUUUAUCUGACAAGAAUGGUCGCCGAGGGAGUGGUCGACAACCGGGAGAUAUCAUCGCCCGGUCUACGAUGACAAAUGCCAGUUGGGUGAUGAUGGGGACUAUUAACAUCUGUGCUAUUUUACAGUAUGGUCUUGAAGACGGUGUGAUUCGCGCAACCCAACAUACCGCCCAGAAGUCUCAUGAUGUUCAUUCGCGGCCUAACAAUCACAGGGCAGCAGCCAAAGGCCCAGCUGGAAAUUCCAAACAGGCCACUAUCGCACCACAGGCCAUCUUAUUGAGCAAUUCAGCCAGUGUCAAUCCUCCCAUCGAACCUCGUAAGACAACUCGUUCGAUCAGCUCGGAAGAUGGCAUACCUACUGAUCAGUUCGACGAAGAGCACAAAGCGAUUAUGAUCAAGAGAACUGAAGUCAAUGAUGCCGAUGAGGAGAGCGAUCCGAUCGUCUUUGUCUGGGCAGCCAAAUUCACCUUUGAAAUCUUCAAGGAAGUCUUGCAGCAGAAUCCCACCGAAGAAGUUUGUCCAUAUCUGACGAUCAUCCUAACCUUCAUCGGAUCACUGUGUCACAAUGGUCGGGCGAUGAGAAAAUUGGAGAGAUUCAUCCCAUGGGAUAGAUUGGUGAUCUACCUCAAUCAGAUCCGAACUUCAGUACCAGUUCGAGCUCCAUCCACGGUUCCGGCUCGUGAAAGUUCCGGUUCAUCUCACUGUCGACUCACCGGCUUCCCCUUGUUAGAGGACUGGUGUUUGAGGGGAAUGGAUUGGGCUGGAAAAGGGCUGUUUGGGAGAGGCUAUUGGAGACAACAGAAGAACAACGUUGGUAACGGUGCGAGCCCGGGAGACUCUAUCAGAGAGUCGGGUAGAGCGACACUUAUUCCGGGUCAUCAGAACGUCGACUCCGAACUGGAUGCUUUAGUGUCUUUGAACGGAGAGCUCGAAGGGGGCCAGGUCCGCUCUCGGCUUGGGAGAAUCGAUUGGGAAGGUGAAGAGGCCAGCCAACCCACUGACGCUCGGUCUCUCUCCUCAACCGAUCGCUGGAAACGGGUCGCGAUCGUUGCUGACUGGAUCGUCAAUUCGGUCCCCGGAAUCAAGUACGAUAAGAAUGGUGGACAGACCUUCGCGAUAUCACAGUCGUUGAGAAACAGGAUUGACCGGUGGGAGGCGGAGGCUAAACGCGAGGAAGAUGAGCGCCAGUUGGCCAAAUCUCGAACUAUGAGCGCCUAUCAUCGCAUCGCCGAGUUCGAUGAACAAAUCGAUGGCGAGAUCGAUGAUGAUGAUGAUGAUGAUGACGAUGAUCCUGAGGAUAGUGAACUCGUGAAAUCGUUGAAGGCACGGCGACGAGAAUUGAAAAUGAUUUUGAACCAGGCGAAGAAUGUUUCGGCCCCCUUAAUGGGCUCCAAACCCAAAGGACGGAAAUCGCACGCCGGGUUCCAGGCGAGACUUCCGCCCGCCCAUUCGAAGGCGCAUUCUCGAAACAAGAACCAACCGAAGAUUAACGUUCUACCGGGCUAUACGACGCUAGUGUUCGAUACUAACAUCUUAAUCGGAAUGCUGACGAUCGUCAAAGAUCUCUUGGAGUCUGAACAGUUUACGAUCGUCGUCCCUUUGGUAGUCAUUACUGAAUUGGAUGGGCUCAAGAAACGGGCCAGUGAGCCUGAGCCUCAGGCCAGACGAUUAGGCGAGGAAGCCCUCGAAGCCAUCAAAUAUCUGGAGCAGUCGAUCAAGAGCUAUUCCAAGAUGUUGAAGAUCCAGACUAGCAAGGGCAACUAUCUCAGGGACCUGUCGAUCAGAAAUGAGCAGAUCAACUUCCAAGACUUUGGAGCAACGAGCAAUGAUGAUUCAGCAGGAGGGAACAAUAAGACUGACAACGGGUUUAUCACCACUAAUGCGGCGCGGAACUUAGACGAUGUAGUCUUACGAGCCACAACCUGGCAGCUGGAGCACUUCUCGGCACGCCUGCCAACUUCAGCAUCAUCGAACAGCCAUUCGGCGGUCUCAGGCGGAACACAAAACGACAAGGCUGACGACGAGAAUGAGCCCGAGAAAGUCGUCCUGCUCACGCUUGACCGUAACCUGAGACUCAAGGCGCGGGCUAGAGGCAUCCUUGCUGCCGACGAGAAACAGAUCAUCAACCUCGUCCACUCCUUCGCUCGUCGCCCCGAUCAGACUCAGUCCCAUCGGGCUCAUCGCAACGCCAAUGGCUUACCGUCGAAAACCCUCGUUAGUUGA
Messenger RNA from Puccinia triticina, 4401 nucleotides. RefSeq lists its product as uncharacterized. Gene Ontology annotation, biological process: nuclear-transcribed mRNA catabolic process, nonsense-mediated decay. Gene Ontology annotation, molecular function: protein binding; telomeric repeat DNA binding; telomerase RNA binding. Lineage: Eukaryota; Fungi; Basidiomycota; Pucciniomycetes; Pucciniales; Pucciniaceae. The record is from RefSeq and is a predicted model, not a curated record. Gene Ontology annotation, cellular component: telomerase holoenzyme complex. The transcript is spliced from 5 exons. The coding region runs from base 1 to 4401 and encodes 1466 amino acids.